UGGCCAGCGGCGAAGGGAUUCAGUUGCCCUUGAUCACUCGCGCUUAUUGAACCGUAGAGUACCGAAGGUUUUGGUUUUGUGUCGUCAAUAAUGGCGUUAAACGAGGUCGAAAGUGUAGCGUACCGGUGGGCCGAUCCGAUUCCACUGAAAACAUCCGUUCAGCGGAUUCGCGAGGCACUAGAAAUGGUGCUGAAUAUGAUGCUGUUCGUGGUGGAAUCGGUACCACUGUGGUGGGAAGCACUGACGAGCUGCUUCUCGGCUCCCAAGAUGAAAUCCAUCUCCGGUCAGACGGCACUAGUCACGGGCGGUGCGAACGGGCUCGGUCAAGCGAUCGCUCUCGAGCUAGCGAAGGAGGGCUGCAACGUGGCUGUGGCAGAUGUGGAUGAAGUGAAUGCCCGUGAAACGGUCGCCAGGUUGCGGAAGUACAAUGUGUCUGCCGUGGCGUACAAGGUUGAUGUGUCCGAUUACGAGGCAGUGCGACAGCUUGGGCGUGAUGUCGAGCGUGACAUUGGCCCAGUGGAUAUCCUCGUCAACAAUGCGGCCAUCCUGCCGACCAGCUUCAGCCAGGAUAGCUUACCCUCGUACAUCAAGCGCAGCAUGGAGGUCAACGUACUGUCAGGCAUUUGGACAACGCAGGUGUUUUUGGACAGUAUGAUUCGGCGACGUAAGGGCCAUGUCGUGGCAAUUAGUUCGAUCGCCGGAUACGUGGCCCCCGGAUGGGCAAAGACGUACGCGACGACCAAGUUUGCCAUUCGCGGUUAUAUGGACGCACUGGAGGAUGAUCUUUAUCUGCGAGGACAGGCCGGGCAUGUCCACACAACGACCGUCUUUCCGUUUGCUUUCAACACACGCAAGGAAGCUAUUAGUGUGCUUAAACGAUCAUCCGGAUUAACACGCAUGCCGAUCUAUGACCCGGCAAUACUGGGUAAAAGCGUUGUGAAGGCUAUUAGAACUAACCAGCGAAAGGUCAUGGUCCCAGAUGUGGCUAAACCUUACCAGUUGGCAAUAUUUGACAAUUUGCCAAUCAAAGUUAGAAGGCUGCUAACAGCCACUAUGGCGCAGGGAGAGGUUAAGCUGUUGGAUUAGUUACUGUGCGUCGAAUGUCGAGGAUUCUAGUAAGGCAGCAAAGAGUUCAAAACGGUAAAGGAACAGC
Messenger RNA from Anopheles darlingi, 1153 nucleotides. Its product is annotated as estradiol 17-beta-dehydrogenase 11-like. Lineage: Eukaryota; Metazoa; Arthropoda; Insecta; Diptera; Culicidae. The record is from RefSeq and is a predicted model, not a curated record. The transcript is spliced from 5 exons. The coding region runs from base 91 to 1086 and encodes 331 amino acids. Gene Ontology annotation, cellular component: lipid droplet. Gene Ontology annotation, molecular function: oxidoreductase activity, acting on the CH-OH group of donors, NAD or NADP as acceptor.